AUGGGUACGAAGCCGUUACUUUUUCCGGCUCCGACCUAUCAUCCGUUAGAGACCUAUUGGGACAGCGAUGAGGACGCUCCUGGGCCCCGCUGCAGUCACACUCUCACUGCCGUUGCCGCCACCAAGACCCAUGGCCCCCGCCUUAUUCUAUUCGGCGGCGUCAAAGCCAUCGAGGGAGGAAACGGAGGCGCCUCCGGCAUCCGGUUAGAUGGAGUGACUAAUUCUGUUCAUUCCUAUGAUGUUCUCACUCGAAAAUGGAUCCGACUCCACCCGGCCGGUGACCCACCGUCACCUAGGGCUGCACAUGCGGCUGCCGCCGUUGGCACCAUGGUUGUUUUUCAGGGUGGUAUAGGUCCAGCUGGGCAUUCAAGUGAUGACCUGUAUGUGCUUGACAUGACCAAUGACAAAUUCAAGUGGCAUCGAGUUGUAGUUCAAGGACAGGGCCCAGGACCUAGAUAUGGCCACGUCAUGGAUUUGGUUGCACAACGAUACCUUGUUACAGUUAGCGGCAAUGAUGGUAAAAGAGCGUUAUCAGAUGCUUGGGCUUUUGAUACUGCUCAAAAACCAUAUAUAUGGCAGAGGCUUAACCCAGAAGGCGAUAGACCGUCUGCGAGGAUGUAUGCGACAGCCAGUGCUAGGUCAGAUGGUAUGUUUCUGCUUUGUGGUGGAAGAGAUGCUUCCGGCACGCCUCUUGCAGAUGCUUAUGGACUGCUUAUGCAUAGGAAUGGCCAAUGGGAGUGGACUCUUGCACCAGGCGUGUCACCUUCCCCAAGGUAUCAACAUGCAGCGGUUUUUGUUGGUGCUAGAUUGCACGUUACUGGUGGUGUUCUUAAAGGAGGACGAGCAGUAGAAGGUGAAGCAGCAAGUGCAGUACUGGAUACUGCUGCCGGGGUUUGGCUUGACAGAAAUGGGCUGGUGACUUCACGUGUUAACAAAGGACAUUCUGAGCAUGAUCCCUCUUUGGAGCUUAUGCGUCGAUGUCGCCAUGCAGCUGCAUCUGUUGGUGUCCGAAUAUAUAUUUAUGGUGGUCUAAGAGGAGAUACUUUGUUUGGUGAUCUUCUGGUUGCAGAAAAUUCUCCAUUUCAAUCUGAUGUCAAUUCUCUAGUACCAUCGUCUGACAGUGAUUGGAUAAAUACAAAUUCGGCAUCAAAUUCAAGUUUAACUUCUUAUUCUCCCACACCAACUCAAGAUGGAAGAUCUGAAAUACCCUCAUCUGGUGGUUUGAGUACGGACAAAAAUUCGAUGGCGAAACUGGCUGAGGCGUCUGCUGCUGAAGCCAAGGCUGCUAAUGCUGUCUGGCAAGCAGCUCAGGCAGCAUCAGCUACUCCUGAAGAAACAUCUGUAUCAGAUGACGCUUCACAAGCUGAAGAGACCAUUUCAGAGGGUAGUGACACUGGGGCUGAUGUCCGCCUUCACCCAAGAGCGGUUGUAGUUGCAAAAGAAGCUGUGGGCAACUUGGGUGGUAUGGUUAGGCAGUUAUCUUUGGAUCAAUUUGAAAAUGAAAGUAGACGAAUGAUUCCACUGCACAAUGAUUUGUCACAUCCAACCAAAAUAUUUAUGAGGCAGAAUUCUCCUCAAGGCUUGCAUAAAAAGAUCAUAUCUGCUUUGCUUAGGCCUCGAAAUUGGAAACCUCCUUCGAACAGAAAAUUCUUUCUGGACUCCUAUGAAGUUGGUGAGCUUUGUUAUGCAGCUGAGCAGAUCUUUAUGCAUGAGCCUACUGUUCUUCAACUGAAAGCUCCUGUCAAAGUGUUUGGUGAUCUGCAUGGGCAGUUUGGUGAUCUCAUGAGGUUGUUUGAUGAAUAUGGAUUUCCUUCAACUGCAGGCGAUAUCACUUAUAUUGACUAUCUGUUUCUGGGAGACUAUGUUGAUCGAGGACAGCACAGUUUGGAGACCAUCACUCUACUUCUGGCUCUAAAGAUAGAGUACCCAGAGAAUGUUCACAUAAUACGCGGGAACCAUGAAGCUGCUGACAUCAAUGCCCUUUUCGGAUUUCGCAUUGAAUGUAUUGAGAGAAUGGGAGAGAGCGAUGGGAUCUGGGCCUGGACACGUUUCAAUCAAUUAUUUAACCACCUUCCACUUGCUGCGCUUAUUGAGAAGAAAAUCAUAUGCAUGCAUGGUGGCAUUGGGAGGUCAAUAAAUUCAGUAGAACAGAUAGAGAAACUAGAGAGGCCCAUAACGAUGGAUGCUGGGUCAAUUGUACUAAUGGAUUUGCUAUGGUCUGAUCCCACUGAAAAUGAUAGUGUAGAAGGUUUGAGACCAAAUGCUAGAGGACCUGGUCUUGUAACAUUUGGGCCUGAUCGGGUCACAGAAUUCUGUAAGAAGAACAAAUUGCAGCUCAUCAUAAGAGCACACGAAUGUGUUAUGGAUGGAUUUGAACGGUUUGCCCAGGGACAGUUAAUCACUCUUUUUUCCGCAACCAAUUAUUGUGGGACUGCAAAUAAUGCUGGGGCAAUAUUGGUAGUUGGCAGAGGAUUGGUCAUUGUUCCAAAAUUAAUUCAUCCCUUGCCGCCUCCUCUCCAGUCGCCGGAGACAUCUCCUGAACGUGUGACUGAGGAGAGGUGGAUGCAGGAGCUUAACAUUCAAAGACCUCCUACUCCUACAAGAGGCCGCCCACAACCUGACUUAGACCGAAGUUCACUUGCCUAUAUUUGA
This is a messenger RNA of Fraxinus pennsylvanica, 2652 nucleotides long. The record is from the annotation of a GenBank genome assembly. Lineage: Eukaryota; Viridiplantae; Streptophyta; Magnoliopsida; Lamiales; Oleaceae.